AUGCAGUGGAGAAGGCGACACUGCUGCCUGAUAAAGAUGACCUGGAAUGUCAAGCGCUCUCUGUUCCGCACUCACAUGGCGAGACUCCUCUCCCUCAUCUUUCUGUUUGCCGUUUUUUUAUUUUGCAGCCAUCAGGACUGGCUUCUCAGCAGGACAGGACUGAGGGAAAACCCUGUGGCCUACACUGUGCGGGGCCUUUGCUUGGCAAAGAGUGAGGCCAAUCAGAGCUCUUUAAGGAACAUCUGGAAGGAGGUUCUUCAUUCUGAGGUUCUUCAACCCCAAACCAACUCAAGCUCCAAACAGGUGAUGGUGGAGAACUCCUUAAGUUCUAACAACAGCCUGUAUAGGGAAAUGGGGAUGAAUGGGCAGCCAAUCCCGUAUCCUUACCGCUACCUCAUCAAUUAACCAUGUCAGAACAGCAGUCUCUUUCUUAUACUGCUGAUUGCAGCAGAGCCACAUCAGGUAGAUGCCAGGAAUGCGAUCAGGCAAACCUGGGGGAAUGACAGUGUAACUGGAAAGCUAAGCUCUGUUUGGCUGUUUUUGCUGGGCCUGGGGAAGGAUACCACUGGCUACAAGCAGCGUUGCAUUAAGAAGGAGAGUCAACUCCACCAUGACAUCAUUCAGCAAGGGUACCAGGACACCUACUACAACCUAACUAUUAAAACAUUAAUGGGAAUGAAAUGAGUAGCCGAGCACUGUCCAAAUGCUCAUUAUAUCAUGAAGACAGACAGUGACAUGUUUGUGAAUACAGAAUAUCUUGUUCAGAAAUUGCUCAAGCCAGACAUGCCACCCAGACAGAACUAUUUCACAGGUUUCCUAAUGAGAGGUUAUGCCCCAAACCGCAACAAGGAGAGCAAAUGGUACAUGCCACCUGAAAUGUACCCCAGUGAGCGAUACCCAAUAUUUUGCUCUGGAACAGGAUAUGUGUUCUCAGGAGACCUGGCUGAGAAGAUAUAUGAAGCCUCCUCUUUGAGUAUACGCCAUCUGCACUUAGAGGACGUGUAUGUGGGGAUCUGACUGGCAAAACUACACAUCAACCCUGUGCCACCACCAAAUGAAUUUCUGUUCAACCACUGGCAUGUGUCGCACUCCAGCUGUAAAUACAGUCACCUGAUUACCUCACACCAGUUUCAGCCUAAAGAACUAAUAAAGUACUGGAACCAUUUCAAGCACAAUGCUUGCAUAAAUGCAGCCAAGGAAAAAGCUGCAAGAUAUCACAGAAAAUUACACUGA
Conger conger (European conger) is the source of this 1233-nucleotide messenger RNA. It is a transcript of the gene b3galt2, whose product is annotated as UDP-Gal:betaGlcNAc beta 1,3-galactosyltransferase, polypeptide 2. Gene Ontology annotation, cellular component: membrane. The record is from RefSeq and is a predicted model, not a curated record. Gene Ontology annotation, molecular function: N-acetyl-beta-D-glucosaminide beta-(1,3)-galactosyltransferase activity. Lineage: Eukaryota; Metazoa; Chordata; Actinopteri; Anguilliformes; Congridae.